Messenger RNA from Pan troglodytes (chimpanzee), 5119 nucleotides. It is a transcript of the gene DUSP9, whose product is annotated as dual specificity phosphatase 9. Gene Ontology annotation, cellular component: cytosol; cytoplasm. Gene Ontology annotation, molecular function: protein tyrosine/threonine phosphatase activity; MAP kinase tyrosine/serine/threonine phosphatase activity; MAP kinase tyrosine phosphatase activity. The record is from RefSeq and is a predicted model, not a curated record. Gene Ontology annotation, biological process: negative regulation of MAPK cascade; peptidyl-tyrosine dephosphorylation. The transcript is spliced from 4 exons. The coding region runs from base 2939 to 4093 and encodes 384 amino acids. Lineage: Eukaryota; Metazoa; Chordata; Mammalia; Primates; Hominidae.
AGAGGGGGAUUAGGGGGUUGGCUGCGCUCAGCCCUGCAGUGCGGAGGUGGCAACAGGUUCCCAUUUGUCCUGUUGCUGGCGCUGCGGGCGCUGUGGGCCCCGAGCACUGAGCUCUGACUUUGGAAAUUGAGCCCCUCAUGGCCUCCUCCCAAAUGCUUUCUCCCGGUGGGAGGACUUGGCAGCAGGGCUCCGCAGUUAGGUGCAGGGGAGCCCCUCGCCAAGCGUCGGGAGACGUGGACCCUUGGAUCCUAGGCUUCCCCUCCCUUCCCCAUUGCGGAGGUUGCCUCUCCCCGUCCUCAUUCCAGCCCAGCUCCUCUCACCUCCAGGGAACCCUCUCCAGAGAGCGCCACUGAGCAGCUCAGGAGCUCCCUCUCUAGCCGAACUGAGCCCCCACGGCAGGGCGGGCCGGGGAAGUGGCUGUCCAGCUCCCUGCUGGUCACAGCCCUGGGCCACCCCCACUAUCCACAACAAGACUGGCACAUGGCAGAACCUCCGUGGUGCCUUCAACCCCUGCCCACUCUGAGCUCCCACCCACAGCUGCAGUGGGCCUGGAGGCAGCCCCCAGGCUGGGUGCCGGUGUCCACCUCCACCACUGUGGAGCUAGGCUGUGGACAGAAAACAGAAGACAACGUCCCUGCCCCAGGAACACACUGAGAAAGGGGGAAAGUGACCACACUAGGGAGCACAGAGGAGGGAGACUACUGGCUCCGAGUUGGGAAGGCUGCCUGGAGGAGGGGGCCUGAAGAAUGAGCAGAAUCUCAGAAUCUGGGCAGGGGGCAUAGGAGGGAGGCCUGGGCUGGGGCCCUUGCCCACUGGGUGAGAGAAGGAAGGGCACAGUCCAGCUGCCCAAAGCCCUUGGAUGCAGGAAUUAGGACUCAUGUUAGACGCAGGGACAUGGGGGGUGUGGCCGGAAAGCAGCCCAGUGCCAGGGUCCUGGGAGUCCCCGGCUAGCAGCCCACUGCCCAAAAGGGAGGGAGAGAGGCAAACUGGAAGCCCCUUAGAGGUGACCCACCUAGCUUUCCGUCACCUGCCCUCUUACCUAACCAUGACCUGAGACAUUUUCUCCUCUAACUCCAUGGCUCCUGAGAGGAGUCGUUAGACUCGUAGUUUGCUUUGCAUUUUCCACUUGUUAGAAAAAUGCUUUGUGGUGCCCAUCCUCGUGUGCAUAACUUUGCUUUCUUUUACUUUAGUUCCUUAGAUUCCCAAAAGUGGUCAAAGGGUUGGGAUUUUUUCCUAGCUCUUGAUAUUGCCAGAUUAAUUUCCAAAGGGGUCGUACCAAUAUAUAACCCUGCAACAGUUGAACAGCACGCUGAUUUCACAGCAAUCUUGCCAGCACUGCGUGUUCUCAAAAAUGAGAACAUUUCUAAUGCAGUAGGUGGGAAGUGUUACCUCGUUGGUCAUUGUUACUUGUUUAUUGGAGUGGCUUUCCUUCCACGCCUGAAGUUGAACCUUCCCCCAAAUAUUUGUUAGGCCACCGCAUUCCCUCCUUCCUGCAGUAUGCAGUGUUUUCAGGUUCUUUGCCCAUUUAUCUACAGGGGUCUUAACCUUUUAGUUGGGUAUGAGCUUUAUCUUAUCUGGUGUACAUUUUCCUUCAACACUGUUAUUUGCUUUUGUUGAGCUUUAAGCAGAGAAGGGACUUUUAGCCAGAUCAGCAUUGUGGACACCUCCCCCUGACCCUGGUCUCCUGCCUCAGUGCUCACCACACCUGAGACCUUGUCCAGUGCUCUUGCUGCCUGUGGAUCUGUCCCGCCUGUUGUGCCCAUGGAGGAAAGGAUGGAGGCCACCAGCCUUGGUUGAGUGGAUGGCAUUCUGACAUUGGGCAGGGCUGGGCAGGGCAGGGUGGAGGGCAGGUCGUUGCAGGCCCGGAGGCAGGGAGACUGUUGUGCAAGACGUGACAGUGACCUGGCCUAAAGCUGAUGAAUUUGAGCCCUCGGCUAGGGCAAGGGACAGGGGAGAGAGGCGAGGAUGUGAGAGAUAUUUAGGUAGAAACUAGUUCUUUCCACUUUGAUUAGCCGAAGGGGGGUUAAGGGAAGGAGGCAGAGUGGGGAGCCACAGGUGACUCUUAGGAUCAGUAAUGUGAUAAGAGCAGAGUGCCCCAGUUUAGGGCUGGGAGCUCAGGGUUCCUGGGUGCUUUUGGCCAGUCCUGUGCGAGUGAAGCGGGCUGGUAUUGGUAGGUAUCCAGGAGCUACGCCUGCCUGCCUAGCCCUGCAGCAGACCUCUGGGCCAAAGCUGCACUAAGUUUCUGGUCCUGCCUCCUCCUCCCCUCCGUGAUUUCGGUGGCAUCCCAAGUUUGCCCAAGCUGCUAGCUCUGAGCCCAUUACAGAGAUGGGGCCACUGAGAUCCAGGCAGGGGAGAAGAUGGUCCAAUAUCACCCUGUGAGUUGGGUUGGAGGCAGCUUCUGCGGCAGAGGGGCUGGGCUCUGGUCCUCACCCCUCCCCCUGCCUCCCGAGGCCAGGCUGGCGCCGGCCAGGGGAGCCGCAGCUGGUCCCCUGCUGGGCCCCUGACCUGCCCUUGGCCUCUGCCCCGACCCCGUCCCGCCUCGGUGGAAGCCCCAGCUCAGCCGACUCGCAGGUCCCACCCGACUGCUUCGGCUAGCACCCGUUGGCUCACCGGCCCGCCGGGCCCGCCCCCGGAGCCCCGCCCCGGCCCGCCCCUCGGAGUUGUAACUCCACGUCCGAAGGCAGUUUCCAAGGUGGAAGCUGGGUCCGGCUGCCAGGAAGCGGCCGGUGCGCGGGCUGCGCGGGGCUCGGCUUCCACGUGCGAGCCUGCACCGCCGCCCCGCCCUCUCCUGGCGGCCAGGCCUGGGGACUGUCUGCCCCGGGACGGCGCCUCGCGUUCCGCCGUGGCAGUGGCCGUGGCCAGAACGUCCACGCGCGGUCGUCCACCGCCGGAUCUCGCUCCAGCGCCCGUGGUCCAGCGUGUAGGGAGCCGAUCGCCCAUGGAGGGUCUGGGCCGCUCGUGCCUGUGGCUGCGUCGGGAGCUGUCGCCCCCGCGGCCGCGGCUCCUGCUCCUGGACUGCCGCAGCCGCGAGCUGUACGAGUCGGCGCGCAUCGGUGGGGCGCUGAGCGUGGCCCUGCCGGCGCUCCUGCUGCGCCGCCUGCGGAGGGGCAGCCUGUCGGUGCGCGCGCUCCUGCCUGGGCCGCCGCUGCAGCCGCCCCCGCCUGCCCCCGUGCUCCUGUACGACCAGGGCGGGGGCCGGCGCCGGCGCGGGGAGGCCGAGGCCGAGGCCGAGGAGUGGGAGGCCGAGUCGGUGCUGGGCACCCUGCUGCAGAAGCUGCGAGAGGAAGGCUACCUGGCCUACUACCUCCAGGGAGGCUUCAGCAGAUUCCAGGCCGAGUGCCCUCACCUGUGUGAGACCAGCCUUGGUGGCCGUGCCGGCUCCAGCAUGGCGCCGGUGCCCAGUCCAGUGCCUGUGGUGGGGUUGGGCAGCCUGUGCCUGGGCUCCGACUGCUCUGAUGCGGAAUCCGAGGCUGACCGCGACUCCAUGAGCUGUGGCCUGGAUUCGGAGGGUGCCACACCCCCACCAGUGGGGCUGCGGGCAUCCUUCCCUGUCCAGAUCCUGCCCAACCUCUAUCUGGGCAGUGCCCGGGAUUCCGCCAAUUUGGAGAGCCUGGCCAAACUGGGCAUCCGCUACAUCCUCAAUGUCACCCCCAACCUCCCAAACUUCUUCGAGAAGAAUGGUGACUUUCACUACAAGCAGAUCCCCAUCUCUGACCACUGGAGCCAGAACCUGUCGCAGUUCUUUCCGGAGGCCAUUGAGUUCAUUGAUGAGGCCUUGUCCCAGAACUGCGGGGUGCUCGUCCACUGCUUGGCGGGGGUCAGCCGUUCUGUCACCGUCACUGUGGCCUACCUCAUGCAGAAGCUCCACCUCUCUCUCAACGAUGCCUAUGACCUGGUCAAGAGGAAGAAGUCUAACAUCUCCCCCAACUUCAACUUCAUGGGGCAGUUGCUGGACUUUGAGCGCAGCUUGCGGCUGGAGGAGCGCCACUCGCAGGAGCAGGGCAGUGAGGGGCAGGCAUCUGCGGCCUCCAACCCGCCCUCCUUCUUCACCACCCCCACCAGUGAUGGCGCCUUCGAGCUGGCCCCCACCUAGGGCCCCGUGGCCGGCAGGCCGGCCCCUGCCCCACCCCCACCCACGGGUGUCCCUGCCCACUCGUGUGGCAAGGGAGGGGAGGGCAGGAGGGCUCGGCCUGAGCAGGGUGCUGGGGGGAGAGCGCAAUACCUCACGCGGGCUGCCGUCCUAAUCAACGUGCCUAUGGCGGGACCACGCUCGGAGCCUGCCUCUUCUGCGACUGUUACUUUUUCUUUGCGGGAUGGGGGUGGGGGUUCCCUCUCCAGGUGGUUGUCCAGGCCCAGGCCCCGGCCCUGGGUGCUCAGCCAGCUCGGCUAGGCCCUGCGCCUCCCUGCGCUUCCCCCUUCAGGAAGGGUGUGUGCCACCUCGUUGCCACAGGGACUGGAUCCCAGUCCCGCCCCUGUCCCCAAGUGGCUGCUUGGGGGAGAGGCAUUUGCCAUCACUGGUGUUGUCACCUCCCUGUUUCUCCACCAAGGGCUUGGGCCUCUCGGGGCUGGGGCCUCCCAGGGGAUGGGGACCCAGAGGUGCAGUGGCCGCCCACAUCCAUGGCCUAGGAGCUACUGGGCAGGUUCCCGGCCACACAUCUGGUGGGCUGUUUUUUUUUUUUUUUUUCCUCUUCCCCCAGAUGUCUUGACGGGAUCACUGGGGCUCUUUGUGAGUGAGGGUGGCCAAACUACCGCCGGAGGAGAUGGGGUCUCAGAGCGAGAGCUGCGGAGCGGGAGGGGAAGAAGAAGGCCCACACAGCCGCUGCUACUUUGGGGGGUGGGGAAGGGGCCAAGCUGCAGACACACACAGUCAUUCAUUUCUGUCCACACCCCUGUGGGUGGCGGGUGUGCGUGUGUGCGCUUGUGUGUGCGCGCGUGUCGGCACUCACACACACAUGCUAGCCCACUGAUGCACCCAGCCCAGGGCUGGCAGUCUUAGUGGCGUGGGGCCGUCUCACCCUGGAGCCUGGAGAGGAUCUAUGCUUGUUUGUUUUUGUAAUCCAUAUCAUAGUUGCUUUCUUUAAUUGUUCCUUCUGAAUAAACAGUUUAUUUAAGAUACUGA